UACUCAAGACGUCAUUUAAAUCUUUUGGUAGGGUCCUGGUUAUGACCAGCGGCCAAGUAUUUACAAGGACAAUGAAUGUGUGAUAUCUAUCGGAUUACUGAAAUUCGUUUGACCAACUUUUACUUAAAUCUAAUACUUUCGAAAUCUGGGAAUCGUUCUGACAAUAAAAAGUGAGCACGACGGUGUCCCCAGGAUCCGGUGCCGUGUCAGAGAGAGAAGGCUACUCUUCCCCGUCGCCGAGUUCGGGCUGCGGCUACUCUUCCCCAUCGCUGAGUUCGGGCUGCGGCUACUCUUCCCCGUCGCCGAGUUCGGGCUGCGGCUAAGCUAUGUCAGCUGUCGCGUUCCUUAAACUGGCCAGGUCUGGUGGGCCCCACGUGCGACGACGGGCGCUGUUGACCACCGGGGGCCCGAAAGCGCACCGCCGCCUCUUCCACUGCCUCUUCUCGCCCCGGCGGAGCAACUCCCGCUUCGACCCGGACGGGAGCGGAAAGCCCACCACCUGGGACAGCUUCGGGAUCUGGGACAACCGCAUCGACGAGCCCAUCCUGCUCCCGCCCAGCAUCAAGUACGGCAUGCCCAUCCCCAAAGUCAGCCUGUCCAACGUGGGAUGUGCCUCUCUGAUUGGCCAGCGCAAGGAGAACGAGGACCGCCUGCAGGUCUCCCAGAUGACCGCCAACAUCCUGUACUUCGCCGUGUUCGAUGGGCACGGGGGGCCACAGGCCGCGGACUUCUGUGACAAAUACAUGGAGAAGUACAUCAAAGAUCUGGUAGCAGAGCAAGAAGAUUUGGAGCUGGUUUUAGCGGAAGCAUUCCUGGAAAUAGACAAAGCCCUGGCGAGGCAUUUCCACUUUUCUGGCAAUGCCUCGCUCCAGAGCUCUGGCACCACCGCCACCGUGGCGCUGCUGAGGGACGGCAUCGAGCUGGUGGUGGGCAGCGUAGGGGACAGCCGCGCCCUGCUCUGCCGCAAGGGGAAGGCCUUCAAGCUGACCGUGGACCACACCCCGGAGAGGAAGGACGAGAAGCAGAGGAUAAAGAAGAGUGGUGGCUUUGUGACCUGGAACAGCGUCGGCCAGGCAAACGUCAACGGCAGGCUGGCCAUGACGCGGAGCAUCGGAGACUUCGACCUGAAGACCAGCGGGGUCAUAGCCGAACCAGAGACUAAGAGGAUUACCCUGCAUCACGCGCACGACUCCUUCCUGGCCCUGACCACCGACGGGAUCAACUUCAUCAUGAACAGCCAGGAGAUCUGUGAUGUCAUCAACCAGUGCCACGACCCUAAAGAGGCGGCCCAGCUGAUCUCUGAACAGGCCCUGCAGUACGGCUCCGAGGACAACAGCACCAUCAUGGUGGUCCCGUUCGGCGCGUGGGGGAAGCAGAAGAGCUCCGAGGCCAGCUACUCCUUCAGCCGAAGCCUGGUGUCCAGCGGACGCUGGGCCUGAGGGGCGUGCCGCACAGCCGGACCCCACCCAUGUGCAAUAGCUGUGGCGCCCCCUUCAGGACACUGGAGGGAAGCACUACCAUAUGUUCUUCACCAGAUACCAGGAGCCAUACUUUAGGGGAGUAGAUGUAGAAAUGCCUUCAGGCGCCAGUGUACAGUCUGUACAUUAACCGCGGGGGGGAACAGUUCUAGCUAACAUAUACGGUUUCAUCACUAGGUGCUAUUUAGGAAAGUGGCCACAUAAGUUUUUGCGGGAAUCACUUUCCGGAGGUGAAAGUGAGUGUUUUGCAUGUUAUAAUGUGGUUGCUCUCUGGAGGCUGUCUGCCCUGCAAAUGUGUUGGUGAGGAACUUUAAUGCACUUUUCCCCCUGAUAAUGUUGAUCAGUGUGUGAUAUGCUUGGAUACGUAUUACACUGAGCUGUGAUACUUCAGUACCUCGAUAGCGGUGUGAGUGAGUGGCCUGUCUGAGAUGACUGGAUGCUGAAGCAGUUUUAAGGCUUUUUUUUUGUUUUUACUGUGGGAAAGUUGUGAUAUGUUCAUGCUCUGAAGACUGUCCCACAGCGUUGCGCAGGUCAUGGUUUUAAGGCGGUGAAAAUCGGAGUGUUGAUGUUCUGUGUAACACUUUCAUCUCAGAGGUGUUUGGAGAGGAUGGCUUUGUUCCUCUGAAUUCAGGUUUGUCCACCGUGACACGUAAAACCUGCAGGUUGAAUCCAGUUCGGGUUGGCUCAUGUCUGCUUUGGUGAACUCAGGAGGAGAAGCAUCAAGUUGUAAGAUGAGGUCACUUCUACAUGCAUUCCAAAACCUUGUGGGCAGGUAUGCAAGCAAACAAAUUACUUUAUAAAAGCACAUUAAUUACAUGCAAGGUCUGUGUAGACCGAAUGAUUGGAACUUAUUUUAAUGUGGUACCUCACCUGGAGAAUCAAGGACAAUUUGCUGAUGAGGUGAAAUCAUGUAAUGUAAUCUUCACUAAACCAACACUUCUUAAAGAAAAGCACCACAGACAUAUUCUGAUCUUUGUAGAUGUUGUUUAAUAUAAAUUGUACAUAUUACCGUUUAUAUAUUUGGUCUGUUUGGCAAAAUGCUGCUGUUAAAAUGUAUUUAUUGUAUAUACAGUAUAUAACUUGGAAAUAUGAGGUUUUGUGGAUAAUGCUUUGGUUCUCGACUGCAGAGGUAUUCUUAUAUCCUCGGUGUUGUGGAUUUAAUGUUGCUUAAUCAAAGAUUUUCCCUAAAGUGAUUGUCUGUGGCGUCAUGCCUGCUACAUUUUAUAGAACAGUGACAAUUUGCACUUCAUUCAGUAGCCAAACAUGGCUGAAUUGUGUUAUAAACACCCCUGGGUAACAGUGUGGUUUUCUCAUUGAUGCUUCUGAUUGAAAAUGUGGUUGCUUUAAAGUGGCUAAAGUAGCUUUCCUUCAGUACUGUGAUUUGUCGAGUAUUACUGGCAUUGCGUAGGCUGUACGUUUAUAAUCUGCACUGAUACUGUGGAGGCGUCGUCCCACUGCCCUAUGUGACAAUAUAUAACGUGUGAGUGUUGUUAGUCGAGUGGGUUUAUUUUAUUUGUCAGGCACACUGACAGCCAAAUAGUACUGUAUUAUUACUACUUUCUGAAAUAAAAUUAUGUAAUGUGUAAUUUGCUGGGACUGUGUGACUGCAUUAGGCCUGUGUGAAUGGGGGGCUUGCUUUAACCUGCUUAAUCAAAUCGCUUUUUAACGUUAAGGUCUUAUUUUGGUUUGUUUGUCAGAAUUUCUAUUCUGAGACCUUUCUGAUGACAAAUAGGUUAAAAAAAAAAAUAAAAAAAAAACAGAAGAAACUCUGACAUGGAAAAAAUCGAAUAAGUAUGAAAUCGAAUAAGUUUUAUCAUUGAUAGGAAGCAAUUUUAACAGUUUUAUCUGCUAUUUUUCACUAAAUAAUUACCUAGAUGUUAAGCCCUUUUUUCCUGUUAUAAUUUGUUCAAAAUCAACUCCUAAUGGUACUGGGGGGGAAAUACUCAAACUUUUAUAAAUUAUGAGUAGUGGACUCCUGAGACAAGCCUAACUGAGCACAUUUCAGCCAUUGAUUAAACACGAUGGCAUUUCAUGUUACUGUGAUGCUGUCACAGAGCUGUGCACCAGCUCCGUGUUCUUCGCUUCAUUUGUCUUCCUGAAGUAGUGAUUGGCAGAGUUCCGUGUGGCUCAUGCUAAUGGACCUGAUGCUAACGGCUGUUAAUUUUAAACAGGUGAACAGAAAGAAUAUGUAGCAGUCUCCCUUUCCAAAAAAAAAAAAAAAAAUAUAUAUACACAUAUAUAUAUUUUUUUUUUUUUUUCAUUCUGAAUAUGUAUGUACAAGUUUGCAUGUGCAUACAUAUGCAUUCAUGAGUUGGAUUAAAUUAAAUUAAAUCCAAUUUAAUUAAUUGAUUUAAUCCGUGAUUGAAAUUAUCAUUGAAUUUUGAACUUUAAACCACGACUGACAUGCCUGCAGUUAUGCAGUUUUGUCCACCAAUGAUGUGGUGUCAGAAAUCACAUGACACACAUUUCCCGUUUAACCUCAUAUAUACUGGUAUGAUUGCGUGGCUGUGAGGCCUGUGUGUGUGUGUGUGUGUGUGUGUGUGUGUGAUGCACUAAGUGCACACAGUGGCAGUGAAGGCAGGUUUAUGUGCUUUACUGUGACGGAUCUUUGCGUUUUUGCCGCCUGUGUUGUGCUGGGCUCUGUGACCUGGGCUGCAGUCUUCGAACUGUAUGCGAGCUCUGCUGACUCAGCGGAAUGUAACUUCCUGUUUCACAGGAACUUCCUGUUUUGUACAUAAUGUAUGGUUGGUUGGUUUACAAGCUCACUGAAUAAAAAAAUCCCCCCAAACUCA
Anguilla rostrata (American eel) is the source of this 4270-nucleotide messenger RNA. Its product is annotated as protein phosphatase Mn(2+)-dependent 1K-like. Gene Ontology annotation, cellular component: nucleus; mitochondrion; cytosol. The record is from RefSeq and is a predicted model, not a curated record. The transcript is spliced from 7 exons. Gene Ontology annotation, molecular function: protein serine/threonine phosphatase activity; cation binding. Gene Ontology annotation, biological process: peptidyl-threonine dephosphorylation. Lineage: Eukaryota; Metazoa; Chordata; Actinopteri; Anguilliformes; Anguillidae. Bases 327 to 1439 code for a protein of 370 amino acids.